AUGAAUUUGUAUAAUUCUCAUUCUGCUCGAAUUUUUAAUUUAAAUACAGAAAUUUCACCACCACGAACUGUUCAAACUGCAAGAUCACCUCGUAGACGUCCAAAUAAGUUUGCUGACGAUAAUUUUAAUACACAAGACUUAGAAUUUGGAAAAAAUGGUGUUCAUGUAACAAUUGGAUCAAGUAGAAAGGAAGAAGAACCAUUAUCACUAUCCCCAGGGCCGGCUGCAUAUGAUACUUUUGAUUACGUUAGAACAACACCAUGCUUUACUCUGAAAAGUCGCCCAGAAGUAGAUUAUUCAACAGAUACUAGUGGAUGUGAUGUUCCCGAUCUUCGUCAAUAUCCAAGAAAACUUGAUAGAAAAAUCGGCUUAAGAGUUAAUACAGAUUUAUGGCCUACAAACGAUAACCCAUUAGCAGCAUAUGAUAUACCAGCGCCGUCAACUCCAAAAGUGUCAAUUAGAAGUAGAAUACCAAUUCCAGUUAACGAUACUCCAGGUCCUGGUCAAUAUUCUCCACGAACACCUAAAACGCAGUACCAAGCAACAUUUCCGAAAUUGAGAACGAGAAACGCAUUCGAGUGCCGUUCAGUUUCACCUGGACCUGGACAAUAUAACAUCAACAGAUCUCUAAUCCGUACAGAAAAAUGGAAAGGAGCAAUAAGACCAAUUAAGAAAUGGGAUUAUGGUGAAAAUGAUUAA
This is a messenger RNA of Trichomonas vaginalis G3, 699 nucleotides long. RefSeq names its product sperm-tail PG-rich repeat family. The record is from RefSeq and is a predicted model, not a curated record. Bases 1 to 699 code for a protein of 232 amino acids. The transcript has a single exon. Lineage: Eukaryota; Parabasalia; Trichomonadida; Trichomonadidae.